Messenger RNA from Xiphophorus hellerii (green swordtail), 2974 nucleotides. Its product is annotated as butyrophilin subfamily 1 member A1-like. Gene Ontology annotation, molecular function: signaling receptor binding. The record is from RefSeq and is a predicted model, not a curated record. The transcript has 6 exons. Bases 134 to 1111 code for a protein of 325 amino acids. Gene Ontology annotation, biological process: T cell receptor signaling pathway; regulation of cytokine production. NCBI's taxonomy places the organism in Eukaryota, Metazoa, Chordata, Actinopteri, Cyprinodontiformes, Poeciliidae. Gene Ontology annotation, cellular component: external side of plasma membrane.
UUUAUGAAUGAAGUCACAGAGUCAGACCAGCUUUGGAUUUAAAAGGCCUCUUCACACGUGGAUUUAGUUUUUUUAAAUUAAACAACUUUUUUUUUUUCUUGUGAAACUGAAAUUCGGUUCCGAUCACCUGGUGAUGUAUUUCUGGCUUUGCUUUGUGGUUGGAGCGAUCCUCUUUAAAGGAGUUUCUUUGGCACAAGCUCAGCCUAAACAAGUUGAUGCCUUUGCUGGUGGAGACAUCAUCCUUCCCUGCACUUUCAACAUCCCAGCUAAUAAAGACAUUCCUACGGUGGAGUGGUCCAAAGUGGUGGAAGGGCCCAAGUCAGUAAUCGUCUUCUUGUACCGCGAUGGCUGCGAGAUCUUCGGGAUGAAGGAUCCCGACUUCGAGUACCGGACGAACCUCAUCUUGAGACAGCUGCAAUAUGGGAACUACUCACUAAGAAUCUCCGAAUUGAAGCUCUCCGACAGCGGAACGUACCAAUGUCUGAUAAUCCAAAAGAACGGAGCCAAAGAACAAACACAAGUGGAGCUGGUUGUUGAUUCGUUGUCGGAUCCGAAGUUUUCUGUAGUUUCUACUGACGGUGGAGAAGUGACCGUUGAGUGUAAAGCCCUCUGCUGGAAGCCAGCGCCAUUUAUUACAAUCCUGGAUGAUGAAGGAAAAAGACUCUCUGACGAACUGAUAAAACAAGAACAAGAUCCCAGAGGAUGUUUCAACAUGAAGCAAAAUGUUACUCUGCUAAAACCAGUAAACAGGCUUGUGUGCAGAGUCGAGCAGACAGGGAGGAAUCAAAGCAAGGUGGCAGAAAUACUCCUUCCAGGUUUCUGGAAGGAAUCCCAGAGUGCUGCCAUUUGCCUCUCAGCAGCAGGAACAGCAAUAGUUUGCCUGACGGGUUUCACUUUGUAUCGGUUCAUCAAGAAACGCUCCAGUUCUGAGGGAAGGACGCAACUACAGACAGCCACCAAAUUGGACCAAAUCAAAGAAAGUGGCUCCUCUGACCCCUUCAUCCAGCAAAGCAUGGCGGACAACAAACUAAACAGCAUGACUGAAGAAAAGCAAAUUGUUAAACAAGUCAAGUACCUAGAAAACCUAAAAAAAUCUCCUUCAUUUUCCUGAAAGAGAGACUGGAAAUGUCAAAGCCACACCAAACAAACACACCACACUGAAACACUAGCAGAGCAGAUGUCUUCGGUUUCUCAGGGGUAACGCUCUUCUGAUAGCUGUUAGAAAAAAAAUACCUUUCCACAUUUGUGGCCCAACCUGUACAUUAAGCAAAAACUCUCUGAGUGCCAGAAAAAUUCAAUCAAAACUUGUUUGCUACAAGACAUCUGACAAAUAUGUUUCCAGAUAAUCUUAACAUAAGGUUUCAUUUUUAACCUAAAGAAAACAAACACCUUCAAUCAUGAAGUAACUCAUAAUUAAUUAUUUUUCUUUGAUCAGAAUUCAUAAAACCAUUAAAAAUAUGAUUCUGUUCAAUAAUCAGAGCUGACAGCUGUAUUCAUAGAUAUGUUAACCAAAUGUAGGUGAAGGUGUUGAUUUUUACAGAAAUGGUUCCAGAAGAUUGAAGACAGAAUACACUGCACUACUUACUGAGCAAAGCAAACCUUUUAGAGAAUUUAAGUAUCAAAAUGAAUGCCAGAUAUUAACCAUUAAAUGUAUUUUCAAUUACUUUUUCAAUAAGUUUACCAGUUUUAAAAAGCACAGUCAAAGUUGUGGUCACUUACAAUGAAUACUAGACUUUUAACACCUCUACUGUAUUAAAGGCCAUUUUAGCUUUUUGAAGUUCAGUACAUAUAAAUCCUGUUGAAUGUUAUAACAUAAAUCUAACAGAGCCAUCACUCCUACCUCAAUAUAUUCUUAGCUGAAAAUACAAAAAUAAAAGUCAAUGCCUGGUUCCCAAGCUAGUGAGAGAAGCUCAAACCAAUGUAUUUUCUGCACAUUAUGUAUUGACUGUUCUUUAGUUUAAAAUAUUAAUGAUCUGCUCUGCAUCAGGCUCUGGAUGUUUCUAGCUCUUGGCAACGUGCGACAUUCAGAGUGAUGGCUGUCUGAUGAAGGGUCAGUGUUGUGAUGUUUGACUCUUCCCUGUGCUUUAAGGGCUGGUGUCGUCCAUGUUUUCUAAACUGUUUGAAUCUUACCCAUUCUGUUCUUCAGAGGCCUUGUAAUAAAAUACUCAGGUGUGUAAAAUUAGAGGGGGACAACACAUGGACGAUAUCGGCCCUUAAAGACUAACUUUGGACAUCUCUGGAAGAAAUGCUGUACUCAAAAGCUACAAACAGGAAACUCGUAUUUUUAUGACCUAUCACAAGAUAUCACUUUUUUUUCAGGGAUUUAUUUACAAGGGACGAAUUACUUGCUGGACUUGAGCCAGUUUGAUAUUUUUAAAAAGCAAAGCUGAUGACUAUUUAUUUUUUCUAAAUGGUUCAUAUUGUAGGUACUGUACAUAUGUAUAAUUUUAUAUUUAUAUUUACAUUAUUGUUAUUUAGAAUAAAAUCUGACAUUUGUCAUACAUGAACUUGAGGAAAUAAAUAAAGUCUUGAUUAGUAUUGAGUUAUCUUAUAUACUAUAUACAGGGUUGGUUCUGGUUUUCCAAGUUUGUAGCUACAUCUGGGUCAACUUUAAAACAUACCUUAAACCUAAAAGUUUUUAAGGUAUUACAUUUUCAGAAAAUGACCCUGACUCUUGCCCAUAAACUGCUGGCAGUACGGACAUGAACCCCCGUCAGGUAAACCGUUUGGUUGACCACUAUUUAAAAAAAGUGUUUAUUUUCAGUUAUUGAUGUUUAUUUAAUCGUGAUACUGUAUUAAUGAUGCAUUUGUGCAUCCAUGCUGCUGGGACACGUCCAAAUGACACAUCCUUUGUGUCCAUUUGUUGUUUUUUAUGUAUAUGUGUUAUUAAGCUACAUGUUUCUCCCAAGUAUUUGUUUCUACACAAAUGCAAAUGAACAAGAAUAAAUAAAAUAAACAUUUGGAAAAAGUUGCA